Molecule: messenger RNA, 2366 nt
Organism: Dromaius novaehollandiae (emu)
Lineage: Eukaryota; Metazoa; Chordata; Aves; Casuariiformes; Dromaiidae
Gene: NAPRT
Product: nicotinate phosphoribosyltransferase
Exons: 13
Coding region: 29-1603 (524 amino acids)
Biological process (GO): NAD+ biosynthetic process via the salvage pathway
Cellular component (GO): cytosol
Molecular function (GO): nicotinate phosphoribosyltransferase activity
Source: RefSeq, a predicted model, not a curated record
GCGGGUCACGCGGGGCGGCGCGGCCGCCAUGGCGCUGCUGACGGACCUCUACCAGGUCACCAUGGCGUACGGGUACUGGCGCGCCGGGCGGCACCGCGUCCCCGCCGCCGCCGAGCUGUUCUUCCGCCGCUGCCCCUUCCGCGGCGCCUUCGCGCUGGGCGCCGGCCUGGCCGAGGGGCUCCGCUUCCUCCGCGCCUUCCGCUUCUCCGCCGCCGAUAUCGCCUACCUGCGGUCGGUCCUGCCCAGCACCACGGAGGAGGACUUCUUCGAGUACCUAGCCACUGUGGACGCCUCAGAGGUGACCAUCUCCUCUGUACCAGAAGGCUCCGUCGUCUUCUCCAGGGUCCCACUCUUGCAGGUGAAGGGUCCGCUGCUGGUGGUGCAGCUGCUGGAGACCACCUUGCUGUGCCUGGUCAGCUACGCCAGCCUGGUGGCCACCAACGCUGCCCGCUUCCGGCUCCUCGCUGGCCCUGCCACGAAGCUGAUGGAGAUGGGGCUGCGUCGCGCUCAGGGUCCGGACGGCGGCCUUUCGGCUUCCAAGUACUCCUACAUCGGGGGCUUUGACUGCACCAGCAAUGUCCUGGCGGGGAAGCUCUACGGCAUCCCGGUGCAGGGGACCGUGGCCCACUCGUUCAUCAUGUCCUUCACGUCGCUGGCAGAGGUGGAGCCCCGGGUCCUGACGCCCCUCGCUGGAGGAGAGCCGGUGGAUCUCCCGUCGCUGGCCGAGUCGUGGCUGCCGCAGGUGUGCGAGCUGCUGCAGGUCUCCCCCGACAAGGUGAACCGCGGGGAGCUGGCCGCCUUCGUGUCCUACGCCAUCAGCUUCCCGCGCAACUUCCAGGGGCUGCUGGACACGUACUGCGUCAUGAGGAGUGGCCUUCCCAACUUCUGUGCCGUGGCCCUGGCCCUAAACCAGCUGGGCUACCGUGCCAUCGGGGUGCGCGUGGACAGUGGGGACCUGGCCAAGCAGUCCAAGGAGAUCCGCCGGGUGUUUCGUGCCUGCGGCUCCCGCUUCCAGGUCCCCUGGUUUGAGACCAUCUCUAUUGCCGUGAGCAAUGACAUCAGUGAACAGAGCCUGGAGGACUUCAUCCGAGAGAGGAGCGAGAUCAACGUGAUCGGCAUCGGGACGAACCUGGUGACGUGCCCCCUGCAGCCGUCGCUGGGCUGCAUUUAUAAGCUGGUGAAGGUGAACGGCUUCCCUUGCCUGAAGCUCACGGAGGACGAGGAGAAGAUGACGAUCCCUGGGACUAAGACGGUGUAUCGGCUCUACGAUGCUGAUGGUCACCCCUUCAUGGACCUCAUGGCCUUGGAGGAGGAGCCCUCACCGAGCGCAGGCCAGGAGCUCACGGUCCACGUCCUGGGGAGGAGCGGAGAGGCCAGCAAGGUCACGCCCGCCACCGUGGAGACCCUGCAUCGCACGUACUUCAGGGACGGACAGGUGUGUGAGGAGCUGCCCAGCCUGCCGGAGGUGAGGAGCUACGCGCAGGCCGCCCUCGGCCAACUCAGCCCCGCGCACCGCCGACUCCACGAGCCGGAGCCCUACCCGGUGGCCAUCACGGAGAAGCUGCACCUCCUCUUCGGUGAGCUGCGGCAGGCCAGCUUGUGAGCGCGCCGCGCUCGCCCUCCGUGCCGUCCGAACCCGGGCCAGACGCGGCCCUCGCCAGGGGCCGGCUCUUCUACGUGCUCUUUAGAGGUCUGGUGACUAAUUGGUAAUUAAUGGCUCUAAUGACGUCGUUGCUUUGUGGGUGCUAAGCCGAAGAUGGUGCAGGCCCUGGACCAGCUCCUCAUGUUCCCAGCAAUGCAAACUGGGCGCAGUGGGGAGGAGGCGGGCAGAGCGGGGCGGCACCAGUGGCGUCCCGCGAUGCACCGGGGCAGUGCAGCCGCGGUGCCAUAGCUCUCGCGUGUCUCUGGGACGCAGCUGGCUCCUUGCGACACUUGCAGGCAUGUUUAAUGCAGAUACCUCCAAGAGGCUCCUUGUCGUCACGAGAGACGUGGUCUUAGGUGACCAAAAAGGGGUCACCCACGUCAUCCUGACGUGGAAAUUACCCGUCUACCCAGCUCGUGCUUUGCGGCCCUCCACGGAGGGAUGCACCUUGUCUUUUCUGCUGUCAGCUUUGACUCUCUGAUCACUUUUUAUAUCUUUCCCUUUUGUAUCCGUCCACGAAGAAGUGCUCUAGAGCAUGGAGACUGGGUUCACGUUGACACAGAGAAUCUUUAACUUGACUCUUUUAUAGAAAGUGCUAAGCUCCGCGAUUACUUUGUCCCAAGCACAAAAUGAAAUAAAUGCCUUAACCCACUAGCUGCAAAUGCAUCUUGUGGCUCUCCUGGUCCUUCAAAUAAAACUUGCUCCUGUCAGCUUGAACAUUUAA